Molecule: messenger RNA, 717 nt
Organism: Lycium ferocissimum
Lineage: Eukaryota; Viridiplantae; Streptophyta; Magnoliopsida; Solanales; Solanaceae
Product: small ribosomal subunit protein eS19x
Exons: 4
Coding region: 108-545 (145 amino acids)
Biological process (GO): translation; ribosomal small subunit assembly
Cellular component (GO): ribosome; cytosolic small ribosomal subunit
Molecular function (GO): RNA binding; structural constituent of ribosome
Source: RefSeq, a predicted model, not a curated record
UUAUUUACUUGUUCUCUUACGAACGAACAAACACAACCCUCGGUGGAAAGAGAGAGAGAGAGAGAGAGAGAGAGAGAUCUGCAUCGGCUAGCUAAAGGGAAGGGAAGAUGGAGGGAGGAAUAGCAAAAACAGUGAAGGAUGUUUCCCCACAUGACUUUGUUAAGGCUUAUGCCGCUCACCUCAAACGCUCCGGCAAGAUGGAGCUUCCUGAGUGGACUGACAUUGUCAAGACUGGUAAGCUCAAGGAGCUUGCCCCAUAUGACCCUGAUUGGUACUACAUUAGAGCUGCUUCUAUGGCAAGGAAGAUCUAUUUGAGGGGUGGUAUUGGUGUUGGUGGAUUCCGAAGAAUCUAUGGUGGUAACCAGAGGAAUGGCAGCCGUCCCCGUCAUUUCUGCAAGAGCAGUGGUUCAGUUGCACGCCACAUCCUUCAGCAAUUGCAGACCAUGAACAUCAUCGACUUUGAGCCUAAGGGUGGAAGGAGGAUCACAUCCAAUGGCCAGCGAGAUCUUGACCAAGUUGCUGGAAGAAUUGCUGUUGCUGUUUAAGAGAGAUGAGUUCAUGCAAUCUUAUGAUAUGAAUACAUAAGUUAGCUCAAACUUAUUGUUUCAGUUUGGACCUAUAUAGAUUUAGGGUAUUGUUCAAUCAAUUUUGUGGAUGUUGUGCCUUUUUUUGAACUGUGCGACUUUUCUCAGUAUGUCAAGUUUUGUCCUUUCAGUA